Molecule: messenger RNA, 895 nt
Organism: Aethalodelphis obliquidens (Pacific white-sided dolphin)
Lineage: Eukaryota; Metazoa; Chordata; Mammalia; Artiodactyla; Delphinidae
Gene: HSPB1
Product: heat shock protein family B (small) member 1
Exons: 3
Coding region: 165-770 (201 amino acids)
Biological process (GO): response to heat; protein refolding; negative regulation of apoptotic process
Cellular component (GO): cytoplasm; nucleus
Source: RefSeq, a predicted model, not a curated record
GCAGGGGGAGGGGCUGCUCCGGCCCGUCACUGCCAUUAAUAGCGACCUGAAACACGCCUGCUAAAAAUACCCAGCUGGAGGCCCAUAAAAGCGCUGCUGGGGCUGGCGCCCGACACUUCUCGCACUACUCCGAAUCUCAGCCAGACGCGCCCAGACCAGCCAGCAUGACCGAGCGCCGAGUGCCCUUCUCGCUCCUGCGGGGCCCCAGCUGGGACCCUUUCCGCGAUUGGUACCCGGCCCACAGCCGCCUCUUCGACCAGGCCUUCGGGAUGCCCCGGCUGCCCGAGGAGUGGUCGCAGUGGCUGAGCCACAGCGGAUGGCCGGGCUACGUGCGCCCUCUGUCCGCCGCCGCGAUCGAGGGUCCCGCCUACAGCCGCGCGCUCAGCCGGCAGCUCAGCAGCGGCUUCUCGGAGAUCCAGCAGACUGCCGACCGCUGGCGCGUGUCCUUGGACGUCAACCACUUCGCCCCCGAGGAGCUGACGGUCAAGACCAAGGACGGCGUGGUGGAGAUCACUGGCAAGCACGAAGAGCGACAGGACGAGCACGGCUACAUUUCCCGGUGCUUCACUCGAAAAUACACGCUGCCCCCCGGUGUGGACCCCACCCAGGUCUCCUCCUCCCUGUCCCCCGAGGGCACGCUCACAGUGGAGGCCCCGUUGCCCAAGCCAGCCACCCAGUCGGCAGAGAUCACCAUCCCUGUCACCUUCGAGGCGCGUGCCCAGCUUGGGGGCCCAGAAGCUGGGAAGUCUGAACAGCCUGGAAACAAGUAAAGGCCCUAGCCUAGUUGCCCACCCCACAGUAGCCAUCACUGACCGUCCCCACCCACCAAACCUCUGAACUCUUUUGAUAUCUUUACCUUCUGUUUUUCUCAAAUAAAGUUUGAAACAACUGCCUG